Messenger RNA from Saccostrea cuccullata (small rock oyster), 1254 nucleotides. RefSeq lists its product as uncharacterized. Lineage: Eukaryota; Metazoa; Mollusca; Bivalvia; Ostreida; Ostreidae. The transcript has 7 exons. The coding region runs from base 80 to 1147 and encodes 355 amino acids. The record is from RefSeq and is a predicted model, not a curated record.
UACUAAAUGAUUUUUCCCAUCUUUAUAAUUCAUGAUAUCAGAGGAUGGUUGGGAGGAAGAUUUGAAGUAAAUAUUUGACAUGGAGAAGACACCAGUUUACACCACACCCAGUUCUGAGACCAUUGGAGAGCCACCUAUCAAGAAGCACAGACUCAUCAAUAGUGGAUCAACUCCACAAAGAAAUGGCCUGACCCCCGUCAGACAAAGACUAGAACAACAGAGAAAGAAGCUCCUAGAGAAAGAUACCAGUGCUCAGCAGGAGACCAGCCCUACACUGCAGAAACUGAGGGACACUCCAGGUCGAGUGAACAAAGACAAACAUGCCUUGAUCAACAAGCACCUUGAUACAAAGCACAACAUGGAUCGACUCAGUGUAGGAGGCGGAGUAUCACUGUGGCCAGAAAUGGAGGACAUGCGUCUCUCGCUUCCUGAAAUACUGAAGCUGGGAGCUCUCUGCUUCUCAUUGUUUGCAAUGGUUAUCUUAUUAUUCACAAAAUUACAUGGUGAUGUUGUGCAAAAUCUAUUGCUGUUUCACCAUAGACUUGUAGACUUCAGUAAUAAACAUGGUAUAAAUGUUACAGCAACAAGUGAUAAAUUCAGAUCAUCUGUGAUAGAAUGGCAUCUUCAUCAUAAACUUUUACUAGAUGAGAUUCAUGCCCGUUUUGAUGUCAGUAAGUUCCCUAUGACCUACGUGAUGUAUAUAGUUGUAUAUGGAGGAGGAAUGGGUACGCUGGUCUACUUCCUGGCUGACAAUGUCUGGUCCAAAAGUAAACUCUCACCACGCCGAAUCAAACAAUGGACAAGCCUGCUCACACUGAUUGGUACUUGGACAGUGGCCCUGACCUACAUGCUUGUUUGUGCUUACAUGGUGGAAAUGGCAAUAAAAAAUAAUGUUCACAAAAUUACAGAAGUUCUGGGAGAGGCCAUAGCAACAGACUUUGACCUUAGUGUUUUACACGCUGUUGUGGAGUACUGGAGAACUCGUUGCUUAGCAACAGGAACUAUUAGGGUCAUGGGUCUUCUGGAGGUCAAGGACUUGUUGUUCUAUCUACAGUACUACCUUGUCCCCGUGGCUACAAUACUUGGGACUCCUGUCAUUAAACUUGUAGUUUCACUUUAUCACAUAUAUAGUUAUAAACACAAAUGAACCCCUCAAAAUUGAUAUUUGUAAUUCAAUGCUUAGGCCAAUACAUGUAUUACACUUACUUAACUUUUUACAGGGUAAAAUGUUAGGUCAAAACUUACAGGUUAUGC